Molecule: messenger RNA, 1187 nt
Organism: Phytomonas sp. Hart1
Lineage: Eukaryota; Euglenozoa; Kinetoplastea; Trypanosomatida; Trypanosomatidae
Source: the annotation of a GenBank genome assembly
AUGAAAUCUAGAGGUAUAGAUAAAGUAUGGAGGGCAGCACCCCUUCCGCAAACCUUCCAGACCGCGCUAGAAUCUGGUGAUUGGGUGCGGGCCCUUCACAUUUACCAGCGCCAUCCGUAUCAUGCCCCUCCUUCCGACACGUAUGACCUCCUGAAGAGCAUCAUGCAUGCCACGGGUAUUGGGGUCGAAGAUGUGAAAAGCCGUUUCAAUGAAAAGAUUACCCUGUCCGCGAUAUUUCAGCGCAAGACACCCGAGGAGGUGGAAUGGGGGGCGUAUUGGGAGGCCCUGAACAACGGCGAUGGCAAGAUCAUUAGCGCGGCGCUCAGCGGCGCCUCCGUUUCCGCGCCGGCGCAGCAGAUCGCCAUCGCCGAGGCCUGUGCCGUUUUGUUGAAGGCCGCCGGCAAGGACUGGGAGAAGAAGCUGGUGGACAGCACCCCUUUUGCCACGGUGACACGCAGCAACCUCGCCCAGGUUUCCCUGAUGCGGCAACGGUCGGACGUCGCGGUGGAUAUUCUGCGCCAUACUCGCUUCACCCGCGCCGACGUCUCAGUGAUUUGGCCGCUAAUGUCACAGUUUGGGUGGAAGGAGGUGCUUCAGAUGAUAUCCGCCUGCCCCAAGAACUCGGUUCCGUACGACCAGGUGCUGCCGUUUAUUUUAAAGAGUGGUUGUAGCCUGCAGACGCUAUCGGAGCACUUAGAGCAGGCGCGUGUGCUAAGCGAUGUGGAUGUGGUGGCGCCACUUAUUGCAUAUGCGAUCGAAACUCAGAAUUGGGAUUAUAUCGAUCGUGGCAUGGAGCACCUGGUGGAUAUUGGACAAGUAGCCGCAGCAGCACGCGAUGCUUUUACGCACCUUUGCAAGCUUCAUGGUCACGCGAAGGUAUGUAAAGCUUUGCAAGAUCAUAAUCUAGAGCUAUCUAAGUUAACAAUUAAGCGUCUGGAGCUCCUUCGUUUGUGAUUCGUUCUCUUCGCAUUGCAAAAUUUGGAGCAUAAAAGUAAUACGUUAUAGUGUUUCUAUAUCUUACUCUGCUAAAUUUUACUCCGUCUUCUCAUAAUACUUGUUUCAGAAGUCUUAGAUCAGCCUUUUUUUUCUACCAAGAUAGUACUUCAACAUCACCAAUAAGAGUCAGCAGCAACUUCAGUAUAUAUCAUUUGUCACUGUCAUCUACUCUGUUGUAAAGCUUUCUGUGA